UCCGGGGACAAGUGGACGCUGUGCUUCUGGUAUCCUUAGCUUGCAGAGUUGAGGGCUGUAGCUCCGUGCGGGAGUUGCUGCACUGCCACAGGGAUCAUGGUGUUCUACUUCACCAGCAGCAGUGUUAAUUCAUCUGCUUACACUGUUUACAUGGGAAAGGAUAAAUAUGAAAAUGAAGAUCUAGUAAAGUAUGGCUGGUCUGAAGAUAUUUGGUUUCAUGUGGACAAACUCUCUUCGGCUCAUGUAUACCUUCGAUUACAUAAGGGGGAGAAGAUAGAAGACAUUCCAAAGGAAGUGUUGAUGGACUGUGCACAUCUUGUGAAGGCCAAUAGCACUGAAGGCUGCAAGAUGAACAACAUCAAUGUGGUAUAUACACCGUGGUCUAACCUGAAGAAAACAGCUGACAUGGAUGUGGGACAGAUAGGCUUUCACAGGCAAAAGGAUGUUAAAAUUGUGACAGUGGAGAAGAAAGUGAAUGAGAUACUGAAUCGAUUAGAAAAGAUCAAAAUGGAGCGGUUCCCAGACCUAGCAGCAGAGAAAGAAUGCAGAGACUGUGAAGAGAGGAAUGAAAAAAAAGCCCAAAUUCAGGAAAUGAAAAAGAGAGAAAAAGAAGAAAUGAAGAAGAAGAGGGAAAUGGAUGAACUUAGAAGCUAUUCAUCAUUAAUGAAAGUUGAGAAUAUGUCUUCAAAUCAGGAUGGCAAUGAUUCAGAUGAAUUCAUGUGA
Messenger RNA from Choloepus didactylus (southern two-toed sloth), 723 nucleotides. RefSeq names its product coiled-coil domain-containing protein 25-like. Lineage: Eukaryota; Metazoa; Chordata; Mammalia; Pilosa; Megalonychidae. The transcript has a single exon. The record is from RefSeq and is a predicted model, not a curated record. The coding region runs from base 97 to 723 and encodes 208 amino acids.